UUGCUCACUCGUGCACGGCGAAAGAUGUGGUGCGGUGAACGGUACGCGUACGGUUUUUAAGCAUAAACGGGUUUGCAGGAUAUUAUAAGCGUGAUAACAGAGAAAUCAUAUACAUAUGUAUGUAUGUGCUUAUAUACGUGCAUUUACGAUCGUACUUGUGUGUAUAUGUGGCUUGGGUACAAUGAACGUUGUAUGUUACUCAUACGCCCCGUCAACCAAUUAAGUGGUCUACGCAAUUAGACUACGAAGUCGCGACGCUGAUUCGGUCAAGGUCAGCUGCAUUACGAUACAUUCCGCGUUAAUUUUUUUUUAUAAAUAUAAUUUUCUCUACUUUGUUUUCGUGUUAAUAAAUAUUAUAAAUAAAAGACGUACAGUGAUAAAGAACCAACGUUUCAAUUCGAUUGAGAAAAAACGGUCAAUACAUUCCAGCAACAACCCACAUAAAUAAAUAUACGCACACUUACACAGCUCGCGCACAUACGCGAAUAAACAUUUAGAUUUCGCUAAUUAUCAGCCAGACAAAGUUUUGUGCAAUGAAAAUGCCGCAAACCGAAGAUGAAGUUAAUGAAAAAAUUUACGAUCAUCGCAUCAUGCCGGAUUGGUCGAAUGUAGUGAACGAAACUAAUGGCACAAUGCACUAUUCGAAGGAUAUGAUCUUCAAUGAUGGGCAUCGCCUCUCGAUCACAGUUUACAGCAUCCUGCUGGUGCUAUCAACCAUUGGCAACUCCACUGUGCUGUAUUUGAUCGUGAAGCGACGCUGGCACAAUCGUACACGCAGUCCGUCCCGCAUCGAUAUCAUGCUAAUGCAUCUGGCCAUUGCUGAUUUGAUGGUGACUUUCCUAUUAAUGCCGCUCGAGAUAGCGUGGGCGUAUACGGUGCAAUGGCGUUCUACAGAUUUCGUUUGCCGCACAAUGAGCUUCUUCCGCGUAUUUGGCCUGUAUUUGUCGAGUUUUGUGCUGGUCAGCAUAUCAAUAGAUCGAUAUUUUGCCAUACUGAAACCCUUGAAAUUCUCAUCAAGUCGUGGUCGUAUUAUGUUGGCGAUUGCAUGGAUCGCAUCGGUGAUCUGCAGCACACCGCAGGCAUUUGUAUUCCAUUUGGAGCAACAUCCCAAAGUGAAAGGUUACUAUCAGUGCGUCACAUUCCAUUCCUUUCCCACCGAACUGCAUAAAAUGGUCUAUCAGGUUUCCAAUAUGUGCGCCAUGUACGCCUUUCCGUUGAUUACUUUCAUCUACUGCUAUGGCCGAAUCUACUUGGAGAUUUAUCGCAAGAGUAAGCGCAUGGUUAAGGGUGAUGACAAAAAUGGUUUCGCCAGAUUCCGUCGUUCAAAUGACGAUGUAUUGGGACGCGCUAAGAAGCGUACACUCAAAAUGACAAUAACAAUUGUAAUUGUUUUUGUGAUAUGUUGGACGCCAUACUACAUCAUCUGCAUGUGGUUCUGGAUUGAUAAGAAUUCCGCUUAUAAUGUAAAUCCAUUGUUGCGUAAAAUACUUUACAUAUUUGCUUGUACGAAUUCGUGCAUGAAUCCAUUGGUCUAUGGGGUAUUCAACAUACGCGGCAAAAUGAACAAUAAUAAUACGUCCGUAAAUAAUCGACAUACAUCGCUCUCUAGUGGGGGACGCAUGGUCAUGAAAGAGCGUAACGGUAGUAAAAGUACAAUUGUAAUAGUACCAGCAGUGAUCAAUGGCAGCUCCGGCGAUACCAGCAAUGCCACACAAAGUACGAACAUCUCCAAUGACAUAUUCACUAUAUCGAAGAUCACCGAAGAUAAGGAGAUUGAAAAGCCACCAAAGAUUUGUGUAAGUUGCAGUGAUCCAAUUGGCGAAUUGACGAGUACUCCCAAGCCGCAACAAUGAGCCUUUUACACGUAAUAUGACUGAGAAAUUGGUAAACUGAGUUUGCUAAACAAAAAAAAGAACCAAACAAAAAACCAAAAAGUGGAAAAUUUUACUCGCACAUGAGUGUGUAAUUAAGUUAUUUUGUACCUUCAAUAUUUAUAAGGAAUUUUUAUUCGAAGCUCCGUCGUCCGUAGAUCGUGCAGCAUACACACAAGCGCAUCGCAUAGGCAGAGGGUCUCUUUUAUAUGACCGCCGAUUAUACUUUUGCUCAAAUUUAAUUAUAAUGUACGCUAGUUGCGGGUUAAGUAAAUUAUGUAUGUAUGUAGAUACACCUAUCCACUACUAUUGGAUAUGCUGAAGAUGCCUACUUAGUUAUGCUAAUUAUGUAGUGUUAAGAAGCCUGUAUGCAUGUAUUGUAGUAGCUGUUUGCCGGAGUUGUAUAAUCUAAGCUUGAACUUAAUUUAAUUUAUUCAUAAUAAAAUUCGAAAAAAAUCGACAAAUGUAA
Anastrepha ludens (Mexican fruit fly) is the source of this 2340-nucleotide messenger RNA. It is a transcript of the gene AkhR, whose product is annotated as adipokinetic hormone/corazonin-related peptide receptor variant I. The transcript has 9 exons. Gene Ontology annotation, biological process: G protein-coupled receptor signaling pathway. Bases 534 to 1853 code for a protein of 439 amino acids. Gene Ontology annotation, cellular component: membrane. Lineage: Eukaryota; Metazoa; Arthropoda; Insecta; Diptera; Tephritidae. Gene Ontology annotation, molecular function: peptide binding; vasopressin receptor activity; adipokinetic hormone receptor activity. The record is from RefSeq and is a predicted model, not a curated record.